Chiloscyllium plagiosum (whitespotted bambooshark) is the source of this 1781-nucleotide messenger RNA. Its product is annotated as ankyrin repeat and SOCS box protein 15-like. Lineage: Eukaryota; Metazoa; Chordata; Chondrichthyes; Orectolobiformes; Hemiscylliidae. Gene Ontology annotation, molecular function: protein binding. The record is from RefSeq and is a predicted model, not a curated record. Gene Ontology annotation, biological process: intracellular signal transduction. Gene Ontology annotation, cellular component: cytoplasm.
UGGUCGCCAGGAUCGAGACCGCGGCCUCACGCACGGACGGACAGACAGACAGCGCCCUUGGAGGUUUUGGCACAGAUCAUCUAUUCCUAAGAUAAUGGAUGCAAGUACUGAUUCGGUCAACGACCAAUUGACACAGUAUGCUAUCCAGCUGAGUAUUCAAGAGACCAUUGAAGCCAAUAAUAAUUCACCAUCUCAGUAUAAUGAAAGGUUUCUAUUACCCAGCCAAGAAAACAGACUAAUAGUGGAAGCAAUCAGGCAAGGAGAAGUCUUCGCUCUACAGCAAUUAAUUAAACAUAAAUUUGCUUUUGAUGAAGCAGAUGAAAGGGGUUGGUUUCCACUGCAUGAAGCUGCUGUUCAACCUAUUCAACAAGUGCUUGAAAUUGUUCUGGACUCAUCCUAUAAUACAAUUUGGCAACAGAGGACAGAGGAUGGGGAAACUCCACUUACUUUGGCUGCUACAGCUGGGAUAUUGGGAAAUGUGCAGGCUCUUUUGGAGAAGCGGAUCUGCCCCAAUGUCACUAACAACAGGGGAGAAACACCAUUGUUGAUUGCUGUGAGGAAGAAUUUGCUUGAGAUGGUAUCAGUGCUGCUACAACAUGGAGCACUUAUAAACCGGCCCUGUGUUAGAAGAUGGACAGCAAUGCAUGAAGCAGCCAGACAGGGGCAUGAUGACAUGGUGGCUCUACUGCUGAGGAACAAUGGAAGUGUUAAUCAAAAGGAUGGAUACGGAGUAACUCCUGUUGCCACUGCUGCUGCAUUUGGACACUGCAGUGUACUGGAGCAUCUAAUUCAUAAAGGAGGUGAUGUCCAUGUUCAAGCAGAUAAUGGAGCCUCGGUGUUAUUUGAAGCAGCUGAAGGUGGAAAUCCAGAUUGUAUCACUGUUCUGCUCGAGUAUGGGGCCAAUCCGAAUGAAGCAGAUAACUCAGGCCAUCUUCCAAUCCACAGCGCAGCACAGAAGGGGCAUUACCUGGCCUUGAAGCUUCUUAUUCUAGUUACUCGGAAAUCUGCAAUAAGGAGAAGUGGGAUAAGUCCAAUUCAUUCAGCUGCUGAAGGAGGCAGUGCCCAGUGCCUUGAAUUACUAAUUGAAAGUGGAUUUGAUGUUAAUGCACUUUUAGAUGAAGAAAUAUCUGAAAACUAUGACGACAAGCGGAGAACCGCCCUAUUUAUUGCCAUAUCUAAUAAUGAUGUUGCAUGUACUGAACUCCUGCUUAAAGGAGGUGCAUUACCAAACAGAGAUCCAUUGUCCUGUCUCCUUGUCGCAGUAAGAGCAGGGAAUCAUGAGCUGGUGAAUUUGCUUCUACACCAUGGUGCCAAUGUGAACAGCUACUUCCUACUGAUUAAUGACACUCAUUUUCCCACUGCUAUCCAGUAUGCUGUAAAUGAUGAAAUGAUGCUGAGACUCUUGCUCAAUAAUGGCUACAAUGUGCAGAUUUGUUUUGACUGCGUGCACUCUGAAAAUGUUGGAAGAUUUCUUCCCUGGCCUAUGGUUGAACCAAAGUCCUACAUCACCUCAUUUUGUGAGUUCAUCACCGUCUCCUGGUUAAGUCAUUUGGUCGGCAGGGUGGUGCGUGUACUAAUAGAUUACGUGGAUUACGUUCCCUUCUGCAUGAAAUUAAAGCCUGUUCUUGAGAAGCAAAAGGAGUGGCCUGAGAUCCGUGAUAUCAUGGAAAACCCUCGUUGUUUGAAGCAUUUGUGUUGACUAAAAAUACGCAAACAUGUGGGACAAAGACGACUGCAAAACCGAGCAUGUUUAGCAAUGCUUCCUCUGCCUCCAGUGCUGG